GUAAGUCUCUGUCUCUCUCUCUCUCUUUGGUUAGACUUUUUAGCUGAGAUUAGGGAAAGGAUUAAGAGCGUGGCUGUUGAUACAUCGCUUCUUUUCUCUUCGUUUUCGUGUUAAUUUUUAGAUAUUUUAAUUUCUAUUUUUUUUUAUUCUAUGAUUUUUCAGUCAGAAUUAUUCUUGUUUUUGUUGUCCUUGUUCGUGCUUCUCCACAUUUCUUUGUUUUAGACUUAUGAAAAGUUUUUUUCUUGAAUUUCUGGUGACGGGAUUUUUCCAGUUCGAAGUUGCUCGUUAGAAUAUUAACGAUCAAACUAUUAAGGAGGAACAAUGAGCUUUACUCGGGCUCAAAAUUUUUUCUUGAUGGUAACACUGUUGCCCAUUUUGGUUUUGUGCGCCAACUUUUAUUCAGGAUGAACUUUGGAAGAGAGAGGAAUCAGCUUGAAAAAAUGGGCAAAAUAAAGGGAGGAAAGAUAUUGUUGUUUCUUCUCUGCUUGAACAUAGUCACCUUUGGAGUGAUUGCUGAUGGUCCACCUACAUGCCCUGCUGAUCUAGGUGGAGAAUGCAAUAAUUCUGGUGAAUGGAAAGGGGAAUUCUUCCCUGGCAUUCCUAAAAUUAAGUAUGAGGGACCUUUGAGCAAGAAUCCACUUGCAUACAAAUGGUAUAAUGCAGAAGAAGAGAUUCUUGGGAAGAAAAUGAAGGACUGGAUGAGAUUUAGUGUUGCAUUUUGGCAUACAUUCCGUGGCACCGGAGGUGACCCAUUUGGUGCACCAACUAAAUAUUGGCCUUGGGAAGAUGGUACCAAUUCAUUGGCCAUGGCCAAAAGAAGAAUGAGGGCCAAUUUUGAGUUCCUGGACAAGCUUGGAGUAGAUAAGUGGUGUUUCCAUGAUAGGGAUAUAGCCCCUGAGGGAAAAGCUCUUGAGGAAACUAAUGCGAACUUGGAUGAAGUGGUGGCCCUUGCCAAAGAGCUUCAGGGAACCAAGAUCCAUCCUUUGUGGGGCACAGCUCAGUUGUUUUUCCAUCCUCGUUACAUGCAUGGUGCUGCUACUAGCUCUGAUGUAGGUGUAUAUGCUUAUGCUGCAGCUCAAGUUAAGAAAGCAAUGGAGGUCACCCACUACUUAGGUGGAGAAAAUUAUGUCUUCUGGGGUGGACGUGAGGGGUAUCAGUCUCUCUUGAACACAGAUAUGGAAAGGGAACUUGAUCAUUUGGCAAGGUUUAUGGAAGGAGCUGCUGCCUACAAGAAGAAGAUUGGAUUCAAUGGAACUCUGCUAAUUGAGCCCAAGCCACAAGAACCUACCAAACAUCAGUAUGACUGGGAUGCUGCAACAGCAGCUAAUUUCCUGCGAAAAUAUGGACUUACAGGAGAAUUCAAGCUCAAUAUUGAGUGCAACCAUGCCACUCUUUCUGGUCACAGCUGUCAUCAUGAGCUUGAAACUGCAAGAAUCAAUGGUUUACUGGGAAAUAUUGAUGCUAAUACUGGUGACCCUCAGAUUGGGUGGGAUACAGAUCAAUUCAUGACGGAUAUUGCAGAGGCAACUAUGGUUAUGCUUAGUGUGAUAAAAAAUGGAGGAUUGGCACCAGGAGGAUUCAAUUUCGAUGCGAAAUUGCGAAGAGAGAGUACAGAUGUGGAGGACCUGUUCAUUGCUCAUAUUGGUGGAAUGGAUACAUUGGCUCGGGGACUACGAAAUGCAGCUAAGUUGAUUGAGGAUGGUUCUUUGGCUGAGCUUGUUAGCAAGCGCUAUGAGAGUUUUGACUCAGAAAUUGGCAGACAAAUAGAGGCUGGUAAGGUUGAUUUUGAAAUGCUUGAGAAGAAGGCCUUUGAAUGGGGUGAACCAAAGGUUGCAUCGGCUAAGCAGGAACUUGCAGAGAUGAUUUUCCAGUCUGCAUUGUAGAUCAUUGUAAGUAGUAGGGCUCCAUCCACUCCCCGCAGAUCCCCCUCUUUUGCAAUCAUCUUUGGUAUAAAUAAUACAUACUGGAGCAUACCAAUAACUGAUAUGAUGUAAUGUAGUAAAUGUUUUGUUUUGAGCUAAAUGCAUGAGCAACAUUUUAAUUUACCAAA
Molecule: messenger RNA, 2050 nt
Organism: Hevea brasiliensis (rubber tree)
Lineage: Eukaryota; Viridiplantae; Streptophyta; Magnoliopsida; Malpighiales; Euphorbiaceae
Product: xylose isomerase-like
Exons: 21
Coding region: 405-1883 (492 amino acids)
Biological process (GO): carbohydrate metabolic process
Molecular function (GO): xylose isomerase activity
Source: RefSeq, a predicted model, not a curated record